Messenger RNA from Camarhynchus parvulus, 801 nucleotides. Its product is annotated as vegetative cell wall protein gp1-like. Lineage: Eukaryota; Metazoa; Chordata; Aves; Passeriformes; Thraupidae. The record is from RefSeq and is a predicted model, not a curated record. The transcript has a single exon. Bases 1 to 801 code for a protein of 266 amino acids.
AUGAGCCGGGUGCGGGCGGCCGGGUUUGGCCAGGGCGACGGGCCCCCUACACCUUCUCGCUAUCGCCCUCCGCGGCCGCCUUUUCGCACACGCACAACCUCCGCCUCCGGGAGCAUGGGGCAAUCCCCCCCUGACCUUAAGACCACUUUCCGCCCACUCAGGCCGGUGGGAUUCCUGCGGUCUCCGCGGCCGACCCGCCAGCGGGUCCGUCUGCCUGCGGCACAGCGGGCACCUGGCUGUCCCGGGGCAGUGCCCAGCCCUCCUUUUCAUCCACAGACGGUCUCGAGGCUUCCCCGCAUUUAUUCGCGCACGCCGGCGGAAUCAGACCGCGCUGCCGAAGCCGGCGGGCAAGCGGCAGCAGUUUACCGGCGGGGGCAGCGGCAGACGCUCCCUCCGCCGGGGCGGGAACGCCGGCCGCACCCGGGGCCAGCGCUGCACCCCUCCUCCCCCCCACCCGAAAACCCAUCUGCCUCCUUCCCCCGCAGCGCCGUGACCGCGGGAGCGGCCUCGGCCGGCACUGCUUUUCGGACACCCAAGACUUCCAUUCCCCUUGGGAAAACAGCCCCCGAUCUGGCCAGCGGCCCUCGGUGUCCCGCGGCCGCCGGCGACACCUCAGAGCUGCCUCGCGGGCCGAAGCGGCCCCUGCACGCCCCGGGCGCGGCACAUGCGCGACCACGCAGCGCUGCCUCGCGGGCCCCGCGCGCCCCCUUGCGCCCUGCGCCCGCCGCUCCGCGCCGGGAGGGUCGGGCCGGGGGACAGCAGCCCUGCCCUCUGCCCUCCGCCCACCUCCCUUACCACUAG